AUGGCUCUCCUCCAUUCUUGCUGCUGCUAUUCAACUCCACCGUCGCUGCCUUCUCUUCUCUCUUUCCGAAAUUCGAAAUUUUAUCACCAAUUAUUUACCGUCUCUGCCAUCCGCCCUCAAAGUCGCCGUUUUCCCCGAAAAUCCUUGUUUCAGAGGUUGGAAGCGACUCUCACCGUCGAACCUUCGGCGAAUUCCUGCACCGAGCGCGGCGUAGAGUCUCCGAAACUUCUAUUGGAGGUCAAAGAACUUUCCGCCGUGAUCUCGGAAUCCAAAGAGACGAUUCUUAAUGGCGUAAACCUCGCCGUCUACGAAGGAGAGGUUCAUGCUGUAAUGGGGAAGAAUGGUUCUGGGAAGAGCACUUUUGCAAAGGUCCUUGUCGGUCAUCCAGAUUAUGAGGUUACAGGAGGCAGUGCCAUGUAUAAAGGUGAGAACUUGCUUGGAAUGGAACCUGAGGAAAGAUCUGUCGCUGGGCUCUUUUUGAGCUUUCAAUCCCCAAUUGAAAUCCCUGGAGUGAGUAAUAUAGACUUUCUGAACAUGGCAUACAAUGCUCGAAGAAGAAAACUUGGUCUGCCGGAGCUUGAACCACUUGAGGUACAUUAUUGUUUGCAACUCUAA
Molecule: messenger RNA, 615 nt
Organism: Ilex paraguariensis (yerba mate)
Lineage: Eukaryota; Viridiplantae; Streptophyta; Magnoliopsida; Aquifoliales; Aquifoliaceae
Source: the annotation of a GenBank genome assembly